GGUGUUGUAAAUAAGCGGGUUCUUUGAUUUGGAUAUUCUCUUCUCACAUGGCAUGUAGUUUGAAUUUUACUGAUGCUCUCUGAUAAUUUAACUCGGAGACAUGCAGCUGUCAUGAUAAAGUGAACUUAUUCCUUCACAAUGGAUAUACCAAUGUCUAUUGUCAUUGAAAAGACUCCGUUCGGAUUGGGGUUUACAUUAAAAGAUGAAGGUAAACCAUACGAGUCCACUGCUUUAGUGACUAAAGUUGCUCGAGGCAGUUCGGCGGAGGCAUCUGGCUUAAGAACAGGUGAUCGGAUUGUUGCCAUUAAUCAGAAACCUGUGAAAUCUAUGACAUUCUUAGAAGUUUCCAAUUUCCUCCGAAGUGGCAGCGAUCGAAAUAUUCAGCUUACAUUACUACAUAAAUCUCUUGUUCCUAACCAACCAAUUACUGAUACAAUUUGUGAAUUAUCACCGCUUAAAAUAUUGACUUCAUCUAAUAUCGUUAAUGGUAUUCAAAAUAUGUCUUUGAAAGAUUCCAAUUCUGCAUUUUUAUACACUACUAAUGCUAGUAAUACUACUACUAUUACUACUGAUGUUCAUAAAGAUGAAAUGAAGAUUUCACCUGACUGUACUUCGUCAGUUGUUCCAAUCUCUCAGUUGAAUAAACCGACACCCAAACCUCGAACUACUAUUAAUACUACUACUAAUACUACUGCCAACACUGGUAAUAGUAAUAAUUGUGAAAAGCUGUUUGAUAGUCAAGAAAUUAAGAAAUUGGACAAGUUAUCUAACAAUUUAUUACAUCCAGUUUUGUCACAACUUCAAGAAUCCGAAUUUGACAAUUCAUCAACGAGUCAUUUACUCUCAGAUGAAUUCUUAUCAUCCAAUGAAGCUCGUAAAGAAAACUCUUGCCCACCUGAUUCAAUUCAGUUGAUGGAUAAUUCUCCGACAGGAACUGACAAAACACUGACUAAGAUCAAACCUAUCGAUCAUAAUUUGAACACAUAUGAAUCAUCUAAAAAGUCUGGAUUUGAUUCUGUUCGAAUUAUUCGAAAACAUACAAUAGAUCCGUCAAGUAUUGAAGAUGUAAACACAGAUACAUUGCCAGUUCGAUUUAUUCGUAAACGUGCCUAUGCUUCUACUCGUCAUCCUGGUCGAUAUGAUCAAGUGAAAACAUUAACAUCAAUGAACAUCACUUCUACUGACAACACAAUUAUCACAAGUAAUACUACAGAGAGUCAGCCAGUUUCUGUUACAUGUAAAAAUGUCCAUACUUCACCAUGUCAACUUUUACCGGCUGUUAAUGUUUCACAUAAAAAUUCCAUCAAUAAUUACCAACAUAAUACUGAACCUAAAAUAAUUCACCUACCUCGACGUCGGAGCUCUACCAAUAGCGGUAGUGUUGUACAAGGAUUACAUUCAAAACACCAAAUGAAUGUAUCAUGUUUUACUCGUGAUGAUAAUAAUGAUGACGAGCAUGAUUAUUUGCUUGAUAAGCAACCAUUUCAAACUGGUACUCUUAAUAUUGGGCUGUUAGGAAAAGAUGUUUCAAACAUACAUGAAACAAAUAUCUCAUAUUCAUCACCUAAAGAAGAUUCACCUAUGCCAUAUCAUGCAACAUAUACCAAUAAGUCAAAUUAUGCUUCUGUUGGUACAUCACACCGAUCCAGUAAAACAAGUUUAUUAAGUUCACGUUUAUGGGCAUCAUUUGAUCAAGAUCAAAAUGAAUCUGUUUCAGAUUUGUGGACACGAGCCGGUGAAAUGUAUCACGUGCUUGAACAAGAAAGUCAACGUUUAGCCAAUAUGAAAACAAUAACGACAACUAAUACUACUUCUACGUCUACCACUACUACUAGGAGUAGUAAUAGUAGUAGCCGUAAAAGUAAAACUCAUCGACAUCCUGGCAUAUGGGAUAAUUAUCAACAAAUGAAUUGUUUUUCUGAUGAUAAUGAUAAGAAUACAGUUAAAAAUCUAGAAUUUUCUUCACAACUACCUUACUAUUCUAGUCCUAUACCUAAUUGUCAUAAAGAUAUGUCUACAAAAGCUGCUCAUUACAACUCUCAUUGUUCGGAAUCGAGUCGUGAUCAUACUACCGUGAACUCGACUAAAAAACGCCUACAGUUUCGUGCUUUAUGCUCAGGUCUACGAUCACAUCGUUCAGAAUCGAAUAUUCUAUGUGAUAUGUCUGGAUCAUUUUUGUCACGUCAAUGUUUUUGCAAAAUUCUUGCUAUCGGUGGAUCUGAUAAUAAAUCUUAUUCAUGGAAACCGUAUUACAUGCGCGUAUCUGGUGCUGAAGUGAGAUUUAUCAAAGCAUCUUGGGCAUUUCAUGGGUCUGGACGAACAACCAAAACUUCUAAAAGUAAAAAUGAUAUUAUCUAUCCAAGAAAUAAUAGUUUGGGUAAUCUUCGUGAUAAUUAUUGUUCUCGGGGAACACUGGAUACCUCUAAAUCUCAUGAUGAUUUAAAUGAUGAUUCUAUUACAUAUUAUUAUCCUACAUACAAUACCGAUAUGGAUUGUUCAAACAAUACUAUUAAUGUUAAUAAAUCAUUUAGCUGUAAUGCAUCGUGUUUAAUUCUUCCGAUACCCGGUCUUAUUUGGUGUUCAGAACAAUUGCCUGCCAAUUUCCCUAAUUGGUUACCUCUUGGUUGUAAUUCAAAUCAUAAUAGUAACAGUACUCAAACAUUAACUUCACGAAUAACCAGUGGUAUUAAUAACAAUAAUACUAGUGGAAUAAAUCCUGAUUGGAUGGAUCCUCAUGUUUCUGGUCUAUCUCAACAAAUUUUAUCAGAUCUCAAUGAUUGUUAUAAGUCGAAUACAGUAGAUUUCCAAAGUAAUACUACUACUACUAAUAAUAAUGUAAAUAUGAAUGAUGAAGUUAGUUGUCGGUCGAAGUUUCGUUGUUUUCGUUUCGCUCAUUUGACAGCUGGUGUCGAAUUAUUAUUCGUAUUUCCAGAUGAAAAUGCAGCAAUGACUUGUUUAAAAAUGUGUCAGCUUUCUGGUGGACGUGACUAUGAUUGUGUUGUUGAACAGUUAGGUCAUCGUAAUGCAUCUACAUUGACAACGUAUCGUAAAAAAUCCUCAUCUAAUCCAUAUGAAUUAUUUCUCCUCAAGUUAUCAUCGAUCUUAUCUGAAAUCCCAACAAAAUUAAAUCAAAGUUUGUCUCAUGAUUUUACAGUAAAAGGUAAUCAAUAUCGUGUACCUCCUCUAGCAAACAACGAUGAUGACGAUAUGGAUAAUGAUUACACCGGUAACAAUAACCCUGACGAUUUGGAUAAUUCAAUGCAUAGAGAUGUUUUUAUUCAACCAGGUAUUACAAAUUUUAUAACUACUUGUAGCCCUUUCAUCACCAAUACCUAUGGACCAUAUUGUUUAAUGAAAGAUAAAAGGCGUCUACAUCGACGUUAUGUUAUUCAUCAGUCAUCGACUGAUUCAGAUUAUUCAAAUGCUAUGGCUGAUGGUGAAGAUGUGAAUUCAAUAAAAUGUAAUAAAUCUGAUGUUGCUAAUAAAUUUCGAACACGAACUCGAGAGAAAAUUGAUUUAGAUGGUAUUCGAUCGGACAACACUGAGACAAUGAUAAACGAAAUCUCCAAUAAUAAUAACAGUAAUAAUCAGACAACGUCUGAUGUAACUCCUAGUAAUAUUAACAACAGCGUUGACGAUAAAUCACAUUCAACUAGUUUAAUUCGUACAAAUAAAAUACUACGCGGAUUCAAACAAUGGCUUCAACGUCCUGUUGGUGUAAAUAAUAAUAAUAUUAAUAGCAAUAAUAAUGCCAGUAGCACCAGUAAUAGUAUUAGUACUAAUGGUCCCUCAGUUGGUUCAAUUAAUUUCUCAACUGCAAAUAACCCAACCAAUACAAUGAACAACAUUGUCACCUCUACCACUGGUUAUUUUAGUGGUAGCUGUGGAAGUACCACCACCAGCAGUGUAAAUUAUCAUAAUGUAAACAGUAAUAACAAUUGGGAUAUAUCUUCUACCGUGGAUGUUUCACAUUCGGAAUCUCCAAAUAAUGAACAUAAAUUCAGCUCACUAAUGACAGUUGUUGAUCCUCCAAAUAUGACUGAUUUAGAUAGUCCUGGUCCUGUAUUCGGUGCUUCAUUAGAAUCUCAAUUAGAAAGUCCUGAUUAUCCAUGCGUUCCAGUCCUGUUACAAGCUAUUGUCAUAGCCUUAGAGAUACAUGGACUUAAUUUACCUGGUCUGUAUAGAAAACCUGGUCGACAUCGUACAAUUGCGCACUUUGUCUCUUCAGUAAACCUGCAUCCUGAAGAUAUUGACUUGAUGUUUAGUUUGGAUGCUUGGCGUGAACCUAAUGCAUUAUGCGGUUUAUUUAAACAUUUUCUUCGACGAUUACCUGUUGGAUUAUUUUCUUUAUCCUCUUGGGAGCCACUUUUCUGUCUUGUUCCAGAGAUUGGGAAUUCUUCCGAUAUGAAACAAUUAGCCUAUCUAUUACUUUCUAUUCGUGUUCAAUUGAAAAAAAUGGCAUUUGAUGCUUUUGGUAUUCCAACUAUGAACACAAUGCCUGUAGAUGUACAAAAUAAUCCUUCCUCUCCGACUAAUGGCUCUAAUGAAUAUCAAUUUAGCGGAGUGAAUUCCAUCAGUGACCAUCUAUUCAAACCAUCUAUAUCUCCACCUAUAUCUCCUCAGACUACUGUCGUCCCAUCGAAUACAUCCCACUUACAACUCAAAGAGGAUUUCAGUUUAAUGAAAAUGAGUAAUUUUAACGAAAAGGAGUUCAACAUCUCUAAACAAUCAUUUCGUGUUUGGCGUUGGGCUACAUUAUGCUUUAUCAUGAAUCAUAUAACAAGAGUUGUAGCACAUGAACAUCAUAAUGCAGUGACAUAUCAAUGUAUAGCUAUAUGUUUCGGUCCUGUUUUCUUUGGAAACUCAUCAAAACUUCCAAAAUUAAAUGAGGUUCUUGAACAUUUAUUUCGACAUUGGAAAUGGCUUAUUGACAGUUUACCAAUGAUUACAAAGAAUCCUAUCACAAAUAUCGAUUUCAGUACAAUCAAUGAACCAACUUUAAUGGAUGCUAUUACUUAUUUAACUACUACUAAUACUACUGCUACUGACAAGUCUAAACAACAAAAGAAACCAAUUCUUCAAGAUCAUAAUAAUAAUCAUAUUCAAAGAUUAGAUUUAACACAUGAGCCAAUAAAUAAUGAUACAUUAUUGUCUUCAUCUUCUAUUUUUUCUUCGGCACGACGUAAAUCUACCGAUGUUACUUUUAGUCAACAAUCUUCUAUAUCAUCAUCUGAACAAGAACAACAACUCACUGUUGAUUAUGACUUGAUUGUUAAAAAGUUUGAUAAUGAAGAUGAAUUGAAUAAAGAAGUUAUUGAACAAGUUCGCUCCUUGUGGUUAAAAGCUUUGGAUAAGAUGAAUAAUCAAUCACAUAGGUACUUACAAAUGAAAGAAAAAUCCUCUAAGUAAGUUAACUAAUUUGCUAAACAUUUACAAUUAAGAAGAGAUAUUUGCAUAUAUAUGAUUGUAUUUGAUCGCAAAAAUUAUGCGACUAGUUUAUUUUCUAGUUAGUUGUUGAGGAUGCUAGACCCCUAGAAAUAUCUUAUUUUGGAAAUUUGAACUUUUCAUGUUCGCAACAAAAACGCCCACUUUUACCUUCAGUUUGUAUUUCCCACUUGGAAGGACCUUAAAUGUCAUUAAUUCGUUUCCUCUUUUCAUACUCUAUUUUUGACGUUUUUUGUGCUGUAUAUAUAUCCAUAAGUUGUAUGCUUGUUAGUUCGUGCUUCUAAUUGGUUGUGGAACAUAGAUUUCCCUCUGUUGAAUCUGGUGUUCCCCCCUCUAGUUGUCAGGACUGAGGCGCAAUCGAAUCGUCUACCUUAUCCCGUUGUUGUAUUGUUUACUUUCGUUCCAUUCUCUGGUUUUUGGGUGAUAUCUUAAUCUCUUCAAACGUAGCUAUAGUUCAGAUUAAUCCCUUUAGCUAAUAUCUGCAUUAAUUAUUUGGAUUUUUUCAGUAUGCAUUUUUUUUAUCUUCUGUAUAUAGUAUGCUCUUAAAUCUAUUUGAUAAGUUGUUCAAAAUAGAUUUCUUAAUUUUCAAUGUAAACAGACAAUCCACUUUCCAAUUUUUAUAUGUAUAAACAUAAUCAGUGUAAUGAUAAUUCAUUCGAGAAGUCUACAUUACCCUACUGAUUCAGAUUAAUUCAUCUCUCUGAGUAUUAACAGUAAAAAAAGUCUUUAUCCUUACGAUUAUUAGCAGUAGGAAUAGUAAUAAUACAUUGUAAAUACUGUAAUAGCAUGUUGGUUUGUUAGAGGUAGAUAGUUGGAAACUCUGUUUGACCUCGGUCUCGUACCGAGGUUUACUGUGCAAUCUUGAAGAGACUGAUACUAUCCUAGGGAUUAGAACUUAUGUUCAGCCUGAGAUGUUAUCAUCACUGAAUCAUUCAGGUCACGAAUAACUUCCUGUAGAAGUGAGAUGGUUACAACUAUUCGAUGAAUAACCAAUAUCAUCUUGAUUUAGUUCAACAUCAGACAUCUUUAUUCAUUUCUUGUAGACAGAAUUCUUAUACUACACACUGGUAUGUAACAGGUUUCGAAUCACUUAGUUGUUAAUUGACUUAAUUACUGAAUAUUUCUUUCUAUUUUUACUUGGUAAACUAUUUCAGUGAUAACGCAUAUACUGACCAAUGAUCAAUAUAUAUGUGUAUAAGUGACAUAUACAUUUAUUAAAUACCAUCAAUGUACGUACUAUAAUAUUUUGUUUAAAUUUAUUAAUUAUUUUCUAGUUUAAUCAAAACCGCUGAUUUUGAAAUUGAAAAGUUUUGAGCGCACAUUGUGAUUGUGUUACUGAUUGAUUGCACAAUUAACAGGAAUGAUUAUUUUGAAGAGUUUCAGCUUUGUUUAAUGCUGAUUGCAUUGUGACAAGUUUUUUCCACUGUCAAAGUUUACCAGCUAUACUAAUAUUUUAUUCUGUAAAACAUUCACAGUUACUAAUUUCUUAAAAAGAAAAUCGUAUGACUAGUAUUUGAUUAUUUCUAUUGAUUUUAUUUAUUUGGACACAUAAACAUCGAAUAGAUAUGCGCUACGCAAGUCAAUUGAUUUGUGUGUGGGUUGUGAUACUGACCGGGUGCCUAAACCGAAACAGGUGGUUUUCUUAGACCUAAAAGUCUAAUCCACGAGGAAAUAGACCAACGUCAGGAGAUGCACUUUCAUGGUAUCCAGUGACUAACAAUAGGUUCAAACAUCAUUCGUCCCUUCAAGAUAUUGGAUCCCAUGUAUACCAUUGGUUUGGAAUGAGGGUUUUCCAACUCACCUAGUUGAACUCUCCGUAUCCACCAACCCGGUUACAUCCCCGGACAUUCGCUUUUAGUCCUUUCAAGCUCAUAAACAACACCCGUGGUUUGAGAAGGUAUUGAGUAAGAAUUCUCUGACAGUGGUUGUAUACGCGUGUUCAUGUGAGAGCAUUUGGAGAGGGAGAGCGGACCCUUCCCACUCUCGGCCGUACCAGGGCAUUUGGGGGCAAGCAGUGUGAGGGAUUAGAAUAAUGAUUUACAGUUGAUGGUUAAUGUUAGAAAUUAUAUUUAGGGUUUCCAUCACGAACUGACAUCAGCUAUAAUUUCAAAACUCUAUUUAUCUAAAUGGAUGAAUGAAUUUAGCGCCCAAAUCCACGACCUAUUAUCUUAUAUCUGAUUGGUUCGUCUAUAAAUUAUAAUCUCGUCGAAAUCGCUAUACUAUUGUGUGUUUUUCUUCUCAUUUGUAUUGCACAGAUUUAUUUACAUUGAACAUUCUUAUACACAUAAUGCCCUAAUCAUUUGAUUGGUUAAAAAUUUUUUGGUAAAGAAUCAUUUUGAAAUGUAAGAACAAAUGUCUUAUUUAUAUCUAUCUAUUAGAUUAAUUGUUUAUUUGAUCAUGUUUUCUUUUCCUUUUUUCUUAGAACAAAUUAUUUCAGUCCUAAGAAAACAACAAAUCAUUCUAAUAAUAAUAAUAAUACUACUACUGUUACACUCCAUCGUACAGCAUCAGCAAUUCCAAAAAAAUCAACUGAACGUAAUAGACAAAAAGGUGUUAGACGAUUAACUGUUGGUGUUGCCAAUUCAUUGCCUCAUUCAUCAUCAUCAACUUUAGAUUAUUAUUGCAUUUCACCACCAUCAUCAUCAUUAUCAUCACAACUUUUACAUACAAAAAAUAAAGAGGACACAUUAUUAACACAAUUGAAUAAUGUUAAAACUAUUUCUAACUUAUCAUCACCACCACCACCAUCAUCAUCGUCAUUAUCAACUUCCCCUCCUUCUACUACACGGUGUGAUUUAAUGAUUGUCCGACGACCUGUCAUUCCUGUGACAACUUCUCAUUCAACUACAACUAUUUCAUAGGAAGAAAUUAGUAAAUGGUGUUAUCCUCCACGAAAAUUGAUUGACUUCCUUGCAAUCCCUAUUUGUUACUGUGUGUGUGUGUGCUUUGUCAUCCUGUCUUUUCGUUCUGCUUUUUUCCCUGAAUGUUUAUUCAAGAAUCACAUUCAGUUUGAUUUUGUAUUUUUUUUGGAAUACGUUUAAGCCAAAUAUUAUUAUUAUUAUUAUCAGUUAACCCCCCUCCUAUAAAUCGUUCUACAUACACUUCUCUUCUUCCCCCAUCCAUAUAAUUUGUAAGCUGUUCAAAUACAAGUAAGAGGGAAUGGAAGAAGAACAAUACCCGGUUGUGUGUUUAUGACGAUAUACAUCUUGAUACCUUUUUCUGUGUAUAAAGUUUUUAUUCAUUCGAAUUUUAUCCAAUUCCAUUAUUUUGUGUAUUCAACAUUCAUUUGUAUGUUUACUAAUACACAAUUGUAUUAUUGUUGCUUUGAGUAAAAUCAAUUUUAUCUCUCUCUCUCUCCCUCUCUAUUAUUAUUAUUAUUGUUGUUGUUGGGGGGGGGGGCUAAGAUUAUCUUCACAAUGAUUUAUUAUUAUUCAACUAAUAAAGUACGGAUGAGUUUUCUUUUUUCAUCCGGCUUCAUCCAUAAAUUGACAUUUUAGAUCAUUCAUAUCAUUUUAGAAAAACAAGAUAAAACUACACUGAUUAAUCAAAAAAAAAGUUGUUUUUCUUUGAUAAUUUUUUUUCUUUCAUUUUCAUGCAAUACGCACAAAUAUGUAAUUAAUUCAAGAAAUUUCUCCUGUGAACUUCCAUUCAGAUUGACUUGGUUCCCUGCCUCAAUGAACGAUUGUUACUGUUGUUGUUCUCGUUCUUCUUCUUCUUGUUGUUUUUGUUCUUGUUGUCUACCUCGAAUUAUUUUCAAUUCUCCUAUUAUUACUAUUAUCAGUUUGUAAAAAUGAAAACAUAAACUUAUCCAUGGGUAAAAAUCUUUUUAAAAAAAAGUUUCUCUUCAGUAUUCGUAUGUUUAUUUGUAUGUAUGAAGAGAUUCUUGUGCUGAAAACUGAC
Messenger RNA from Schistosoma curassoni, 9345 nucleotides. NCBI's taxonomy places the organism in Eukaryota, Metazoa, Platyhelminthes, Trematoda, Strigeidida, Schistosomatidae. The record is from the annotation of a GenBank genome assembly.